Molecule: messenger RNA, 1944 nt
Organism: Eptesicus fuscus (big brown bat)
Lineage: Eukaryota; Metazoa; Chordata; Mammalia; Chiroptera; Vespertilionidae
Gene: ARHGAP40
Product: Rho GTPase activating protein 40
Exons: 15
Coding region: 1-1902 (633 amino acids)
Biological process (GO): regulation of small GTPase mediated signal transduction; signal transduction; regulation of actin filament polymerization
Cellular component (GO): cytoplasm
Molecular function (GO): GTPase activator activity
Source: RefSeq, a predicted model, not a curated record
AUGCCUGCUACGCAGCGGGGCUCCGGCCCGGUGAGUCAGCUCCCGCAGAAGAACCCCCUGCGAGCACGCCCUGCCGAUCGCUCCCACUCCCGGGUGUCCUCGGCCGAGAGCUUGUCCCUGGAUGGCUUUUGGAUGGAGGUGGAGCAGAUCCAACAGAGGGAUGAGCUGAGAGAAGAGGAUGGCAGCGGGGGCGAGGGCCGGCCGCCAGAGGAAGGAGAAACCGAAUCCCAGUGGCUGCAGGACACGGGCCUGUCGGACCUCCUUGGUGGCCUGGGCUUGGACAGUCAUCCCCGGGGGCUCCUGUCCACCCUCACACAGACCCAGGUGGCCGCUGUGCGCCGCCGGCUGGACAUCUAUGCCCGCUCGGCACGAAGACGCCACAAGGCACCUGUUAGAGAUGUCAGGGACAUCUUUGGGGGCUUCAAUUCAGGGGAAAUGCCUUCAGAGAAUGGGCAUUCAGGUAUGAAAUGGACCCAGCUCAGUUCCGGGAGCCCUAAGUCUCCUCCAGCAGCAGAGCCUGAGGGGCCGCAGGCACAGGCUGGGAUGGAGCAAGCCUUCCACAUGGACUCUGCCUACUCGGAACAAGCCGCACUGCUCCUGCAGAGGGGCAGGCAGCCCCCAGAGGGCACCUGUGCCUGGAGCAAGUUGUCCCUGCCGAAGUUUAGGAUCCCCAAAGGCAGGCUUGGCUUGACGAGGAUUGGAGACCUGUCCUCGCAGGACCUGAAGAAGAUCGCUGCUCUGGCCCUCAUCGAGCUGACUGCGCUCUGCGACGUCCUGGGCUUGGACCUGAAGAGGAGCAAGGCGGGGAAGCAGAAGGCAGCAGAAACUCGCCUCUUUGGGGUGCCCCUCGAAGCCCUGCUGGAAGCUGACCGCAAAGCCCUCCCCAGCACCCAGGUGCCACUGGUACUUCAAGCUCUGCUGUCCUGUUUGGAAAAGAGGGGGCUGGACAUGGAAGGCAUUCUCAGAGUGCCUGGAUCGCAGGCCAGGGUCAAGGGGCUGGAACAAAAGCUGGAGAGAGAUUUCCACACUGGCCUGUUUAGCUGGGACGAGGUUCACCACAACGAUGCAUCCGAUUUGCUCAAAAAGUUUAUCCGGGAGCUGCCAGCACCUCUGCUCACUGCUGAGUACCUGCCAGCCUUCGCUGUGGUGCCCAACAUCCCUGACCUGAGGCAGCGCCUGCAGGCCCUCCACCUGCUCAUCCUGAUUCUCCCGGAACCCAACAGGAAUGCCCUGAAGGCACUCCUGGAAUUCCUCAGGAAGGUGGUGGCCCAGGAGCAGAGCAACAAGAUGACACUGUGGAAUGUUUCCACGGUAAUGGCCCCUAAUCUCUUCCUGCACCGAGGGCAGCCCCCCAAACUCCUCAAGGGCAGGGAGAAGCAGCUGGCAGAGGGGGCUGCCGAGGUGGUGCAGCUGAUGGUGCACUACCAGGAUCUGCUCUGGAUGGUCUCCUCUUUCUUGGUCGCCCAGGUGCGAAACCUGAACGACAGCAGUAGCAGGCGCCCCCAGCUCUGCGACGCGGGCCUCAAAACCUGGCUGCGAAGGACACACGCAGACAGGGACAAGGAGGGGGAUGGCCCCGAAGCGGCUCCCACAGUGGCAAAGAUCCAGGUGGCCUGGCUUAUCAAAGAUACCCUGGAGGUGCCCCUGACCCCCAGCACCAAAGUGGCUCAUGUCCUCAGGCAGUUCACAGGGAGCCUCAGCCCUGGUUUACAGGGUCAAGAGGGCAAUGAGGACAAGGACAGCCUCCUCCCACGCAGCAGGUUGAGGAAGUCAGCCGACAUCGUCCUCUACGAAGUUGGAGGGAAUCUCAGUGAGCAUCGCCUGGACCCAGACGCCUACCUCUUAGAUCUGUACCGCGCCAACCCCUAUGGCGAGUGGGUCAUUAAACAGAGCCCCACCUAAGCCCUGGACCGUCCGGAGGCCCUGGAUGCCACAGCCCGUCCC